Trypanosoma theileri is the source of this 2412-nucleotide messenger RNA. Its product is annotated as protein kinase. NCBI's taxonomy places the organism in Eukaryota, Euglenozoa, Kinetoplastea, Trypanosomatida, Trypanosomatidae. The coding region runs from base 1 to 2412 and encodes 803 amino acids. Gene Ontology annotation, biological process: protein phosphorylation. Gene Ontology annotation, molecular function: cyclin-dependent protein serine/threonine kinase activity; ATP binding. The record is from RefSeq and is a predicted model, not a curated record. Gene Ontology annotation, cellular component: nucleus. The transcript has a single exon.
AUGAACAACACGGCGCCAUCGCUCACGUUACCAGGGACACAGCAACAACAAGAACAAAAACAAAACCAACAUCAAAAACAACAGCAGCAGGGUCAGGAGCAAGAAGAGGAAGUAGUGGACGCUGCUGUUUCAAGGGCACUUUAUUCACCGUCUCACAUGCAAGAGCGGAAAAAACCCCGCCUCUGUGAAGAAAAUCCCUCUUCCUCAGCAGCCGUGCUCUCAUCUCUCUUUUCCACCACAAGACAACAACUCUCUUUGGGUAAUGAUGCCAACGUGAGGGAGGGCCCAGAACAAGAUGAUGGCUGCGGUGCCGGACGUUGUAUUCGUCUGCUGGAGCCAACGCCUCCUCCUGCUGGUGCCUUUGAAGAAGAAGAAGAGGCGGAGGAGACACAAGAACAACAAGAAAAAGAACAACAACAACAGCAGCAGCAAUUAGGCUCUGCAGAGUCUAGGGUUGUUACUAAUGAAACAGCUCCUCGUCAGAGAUUGCGGUUAAAUUUGCGGCCGGCGACGCCGAGUUCGGCUGACGCGAGUAGUGCCUGCAGAACCACAAGUACAUUACGGCUCUCACUGCGCCGCAACACACAAACGGCGACAUCAGAAGAGAAACCGCAGAAAGUAGAUGAGGAGGCAGUUUCCAUGCAUGUGGAUCCUUCCUCCACGAAGACAGUCCCUUGCAAUUCGGAAGCUAAAGCUGAAGCAGAAGAGAAGAAAAAUGAACAAGGUAAUGAAAAGGAAGACCAGCAAAGUACAACUUUGAGAGAUAGACAGCAAAAUCAACCACCAGGACCAGCACCAUCAGCACCAGAACUAGUACCACAAGAACAACAACAACAACAACAAAAUCAGGUUCCGGCUCCCCCACUAAGUAUAUCAGUUAAUCCAACCGUAGAGGAAUCUGCGUCGCAGCCGGCGAGACGUUUUCGUAAUUCCACUGAAUGGGGAGAGGUGAUGUCGCCAACACCAACUCCGCAGGGAAUAUACAGCUGUGGUUGUACACCAAGCUUCCGCUGCCACAGUAAGACUGGAGUGCCGUUGCCUUCCGGUCCUAGUCCACUGGACUUUAGCUCUGUAACCGACUAUGUUGAAACCAAGUAUGAAAUGCGGGUGAAAAUCAGUGAGGGAACCUAUGGUGAAGUAUAUAUUGGACGUUGUCGUGCGACAAAUGAAAUGGUAGCGAUAAAACGACUAAAAGUACUCCAGGGACUUGAUGGUUUCCCCAUUACCUCACUUCGUGAGGUGAUAGCGCUUCGACAUAUUAAUACAGCUCGUGAACGAGCUAUUACUAAUAAUGCUAAUAAUUCGGUAUCAAAUAUGGGAACAUGUAGUAGUGAUAAUAAAAAAGAGGAUCCUAUAGAGGAGGUAAUAUCUCUUCGAGAUGUCUUACUGUCCCAAACUCAUCAUGAUAUUUGUCUUGUUUUCCCAUAUGCCUCAUGUAGUAUUGCUGGUUUGCUACAGCGACGGUUUCCCUUCACAGAGAGGGAAAUUGCAUACAUAUUUAAAAAACUUCUUACAGCUUUAAUGAAAUUGCACGCAAUGGGUAUUAUUCACCGUGAUGUUAAGGCAGAUAAUGUGUUAAUUCACAGUGAUGGUCGUGUUCAACUUGGUGACUUUGGUUUAUGUGUAUUUGAGGGAUCUGGUAGACGUGCAUUAACACCGAGUCUCAUUAAUCUCUCCUACCGCCCACCGGAGAUGCUCCUAGGUGUGACUUCGUAUGAUGUUAAGGUUGAUAUCUGGUCCGUUGGCUGCUUCCUUGCGCAGAUGUAUUUACGCACUCCGCCCUUCUUCCUCACUCAUCGUAAUACCGCCGGCGGUGACCCACGUCAACAACAGCAGCAAAAGCAACAAAAACGUGCUGCGACGGAACUAGAGCAACUUUCACUCAUUACGGAGGUACUCGGCCCCAUCUCAAGUGCCGGACAAGAUGCAUUUCCCCCGGAACGCUGUCAACACUACGCCCAACUGCAGCAGCUGCGGAAGGCCCUCGCCAACUCCUCCUCCUCGUGGUCGUCGGCUACUCCAUCGCUCGGCUCUCUCUUCGAGCCAAGUUUUCUCUACUCCCAGUUCCGCGGGUUCGCGCCGUGGUUCACCGCCACCGCCGAACACCGCCGGCGCGACCCAUCACAUCUCCUCCCAUCGCGCGAAUGCGUUGAUGUCCUCACCGCUAUUUUUCAAUUAGACCCACGCCGGCGGCCAACGGCAGCGCAGUUGUUGGAAAUGCCAUUCUUCGAUCUUCGCCGCACCGCACCAAGACGCACACCGGGAGGCGAAGGAUCGUCACGCAGUAAUGCCGGUCCGGAUCGACUCGCGGAGGAGGAAGAGGUUGAGCGGCACAUCCGACGCGAGAUCGCGGAGAAGCUGCAACGUUAUCAAAAUAGUCACAUUGCCCCAACUACAGAAGCUGCAAAGUAA